Peniophora sp. CBMAI 1063 is the source of this 675-nucleotide messenger RNA. NCBI's taxonomy places the organism in Eukaryota, Fungi, Basidiomycota, Agaricomycetes, Russulales, Peniophoraceae. The record is from the annotation of a GenBank genome assembly.
AUGUCUUCCUCUCCAAGUCCAUUAGCAGACUUCUCAACAUGCGAGCUCUCCGACGCCCUCAUCAAGCUCGGCCACCUCUCAGGCGGCCACAUCCCCGACCUGCACCCUAUCUCUACCUCACCAACAACCAAACGCCUGUGCGGGCCGGCGUUUACGGUCAAGAUGGUGUUGGCAACGAAUAAAGAUGCGCCGAAACUGCAGGGCCAUUUUGUGGAUAUGAUUGAGAGUGGGUGUGUGGCGUUCGUUGCUGCGCCGGCUAGCGCGCAAAAUGCCGUAUGGGGCGGGCUAAUGACGCUCGGCGCCCAAUCCCGCAACUGCCUCGGUACAAUCGUGCACGGCCGCAUCCGCGAUACGUCUGAACACAUCGCCGCGUCGUACCCCCUGUACGCACUGGGCACAUCAACCGUCGGCCAGUCGCCCCACACGCGCGCUUCGGAGGUGCAAGUACCACUUGUAGUCAACUCCGGAGAAGGGGGCCUGCCUGGGGUGGAAGUAAGACCGGGCGAUAUAUUGGUUGCGGAUGAGGAUGGGGUCGUUUGUGUGCCCAGGGAGGUGGAGGGGAAGGUGGAGGAGCUGGCGAGGAAGGGACGGAAGGUUGAUGAGAGGUGUGCGGAGGAUAUUAGGAGGGGGGUUGGGGUUCAGGAGGCUUUUAGGAGACAUCGGGGCAAGUUGUAG